Molecule: messenger RNA, 3367 nt
Organism: Homalodisca vitripennis (glassy-winged sharpshooter)
Lineage: Eukaryota; Metazoa; Arthropoda; Insecta; Hemiptera; Cicadellidae
Gene: Gycbeta100B
Product: guanylate cyclase soluble subunit beta-1
Exons: 14
Coding region: 125-1936 (603 amino acids)
Biological process (GO): response to oxygen levels; cGMP biosynthetic process
Cellular component (GO): guanylate cyclase complex, soluble
Molecular function (GO): heme binding; guanylate cyclase activity
Source: RefSeq, a predicted model, not a curated record
GCCUGCCAGUGCAAGAUACUGCCCGCUUCACACCGCAACUACAGGCACUGUUGUGUUCGGUCUUCUCGGUACAGGUUAGAAUGUGACUUGUCUCCUAAAGCCGCUCUCUGACACCGCGAUCAGGAUGUACGGGUUUGUGAAUUACGCUUUGGAACUGUUGGUGUUGAAGACGUUUGGAGAAGAAAUCUGGGAACAAAUCAAGAAGGAUGCAGAGGUUAACAUGGAAGGCCAGUUCCUGGUACGGCAGAUCUACGAAGAUGAGAUUACAUACAACCUCGUGGGAGCAGCGGUCAAGAUACUCAAUAUCCCGGCCAACACGAUUCUGGAGCUGUUCGGGAAAAUGUUCUUCGAGUUCUGCCAGGACUCUGGGUACGACAAGAUCCUCCAGGUGCUGGGAGCAACCCCCCGGGACUUUCUCCAGAACUUGGACGCCUUGCACGACCACCUGGGUACUCUCUACCCCGGCAUGAGGGCGCCAUCUUUUCGCUGUACGGAAAGACCUGAGGACGGAGCCCUGGUACUUCACUACUACUCCGACAGACCGGGCCUGGAACAUAUAGUGAUUGGAAUUGUCAAGACGGUAGCUAGCAAACUUCACGACACAGAGGUGCAAGUGGAAAUACUCAAGACGAAAUCUGACUGCGACCACAUCCAGUUCCUGAUCACGGAGAAGUCUAACAACGGUAGGAUCGCUCCCCCGCCGAUAGAGGAGAUAGAGACACUGUCACUGGAACCAAAGGUGUCUCCAAAAACCUUCUGCCGAGUGUUUCCUUUCCACCUACUGUUCGACAGGGACAUGAGGAUCCUGCAAUGUGGCAGUGCCGUGGCACGUGUCAUGCCAUCGGCCCUUCGCCCUCACACCAAAAUCACCGACAUUCUCGUGCCUGUUCGCCCUCAUCUAGACCUGACAUUCGAUAACAUCCUCGCCCACAUCAACACCGUGUAUGUCCUGAAGUCCAAGGAAGAUGUGAUGGUCACAGUUUCUUCUCACGAGUUCUCUUCUCUCCGCCUCAAGGGUCAAAUGUUGUCAAUACCUGAGACCGACCUCAUCAUGUUCGUGUGUUAUCCGAGUGUCAUGAACUUGGAUGAUCUUGUCAGACGAGGACUGUACAUAAGCGAUAUUCCCGUACACGAUGCGACGAGGGACCUCGUGUUGAUGUCGGAGCAGUUCGAGGCUGACUACAAGCUGACCCGCAACCUGGAGCUGCUGACGGACAAACUGCAGCAGACCUACCGGCUGCUGGACGGCGAGAAGCAGAAGACGGACAGGUUGCUAUACUCAGUCCUGCCCAUCAGUGUUGCCAACGAGUUGAGACACCGCCGUCCAGUGCCUCCUAAGAGGUUCGACCCCGUUACUGUCAUGUUCUCUGGUAUAGUGGGGUUCAGUAAAUAUUGUGCCAACCACACGGACGCUGCCGGAGCGAUGAAGAUCGUCACUCUCCUAAACAGACUGUACACCAGGUUUGACGUCCUCACAGACCCCAAGAAGAAUCCAAAUGUAUAUAAGGUGGAGACGGUGGGAGACAAGUACAUGGCAGUGAGCGGGCUACCAGAACCAUGCAAUACGCAUGCGCGGUGUAUCGCCAAGCUGGCCUUGGAUAUCAUGGACCUCAGCAGGGAGGUGCUGGAUGACGAUGGAGUACCCAUUAGGAUCUCUAUAGGUAUACACUCAGGAGAGGUGGUGACCGGGGUCAUAGGUCACCGCAUGCCUCGCUACUGCCUGUUCGGCAACACAGUGAACUUGACCUCACGAACUGAGACCACCGGGGCACCAGGAAAGAUCAAUGUUUCUCAAGAUGCUUACAAAUUCUUGUGUCAACCUGACAACGAUGAUCCGCAGUUCCACUUCGAGUACCGCGGUCCUGUUCAGAUGAAGGGAAAGAAGGAACCUAUGGAGGUCUGGUUCCUGUCCCGCAGCAAGGAAUAUAUCGUAUGAGCAGGGAAGCAGUGCUACCAACCCUAGAAACCAUUCCCUUCUAGAAGGUCCACUGCUGCCAACCUAAUCCCGUCAGCCGCUCUGCUCCUCAUCUAGUGAUACUGUUCAAUCAAGCACCAAAUUUCUUAAACUUGUACAUAAUUGUACAUAGAUCGUUCUAAACUGAGAGCUUUGUGCUUUUAUAUAACUCUAUUUGUACAUAUGUAAUGCUUCACAGCACAAGACGUGUAAGCUCCUGGGACAUAAUGUUUUAUUACUUGUGUACAUAGAGUUCAUUUGUUAGCGUUAAACAUGUUUCUUUAAUUCAAUUAUAAUUUUUGUAACAGCACUUUGUUAAAUUGUUCAACAAAUAUAAGGGGACGCAAAUAUAUGGCAGUAUCUUCAAGAAGGUUAUCAUUUUCAUACGUUUAGUAUUUUUGUACAGAAUUAUUCUCCUGAAACGUAAAUAACGUAAAUUUAUCAAGCUACAAAGAUUUAUAGUUAGUUAUGUUGAGAAAUAUAUUUGGUGAUAGAAUGUUAAAGAUGAUAGUAAAUUAAAAAGCGUAGGUUGUAAAUGUUAAGAUAAUGCUAAUCAUGAAGUAUAAUGAAUAGUAUUGUAGGAAUGUACUACAAAUAUAUGAAUGUAAUAAAAGGAAUGUGUGCAUAUAAAGUAAACUGUACUAUUAUCCGAGUAUCAAUUAAAAUUAAAUUACAUGAGGUAAAAAUAUUUUAUAGUAUUUACUAUAUUUUUAAAUGAAAAAUAUGGAAGCUUAGCUUUAACCCAUAAUCUAUUUCCAAAUGAAUCUUUGAACACGCCUUCGUCUCUUUUUGGUGCAUUAAAAACUAUUUUUGUAUUCAAUAAAUCUCUAAGAAAAUUAGCACAAGAGGAGAAGUGGUAAAAGGUUUCACAUAGCCAACUGUUAUAGGAAUCAAACACGUUUGACAGAACAAGUUUAGUUUUUCUAAAAUAUUUAUAUUCAUAAACAUGAACAAAUAUAAAUAUUUUAUAAAAAGUAUAGCAUAACAAAGUAAAAAUUUUAUAGUUUGUCAGUGUGGCUAAACAUAAAAAUGUAGUUCUUAAAUACAUAAAUAUCCUUAUCACUAACAAGAAUGUAUUCACUAUUUUUAAGCCCAUAUCCAUAAAUCUACAUUCCCUUCAAGUAGCUCAUACUCUAAGAUCAAAAUGACCAAAACAAGACUCAUAGUAGGAUUGUUCUCAUUCUUAAAAACGUUUCUAACGACAGCCUUACCGUUUUCAUUAGAUUAUUUUAAUCAGAUGCGUUGAUAUUUUACGAUUAUUUUAUUAAGUUACACCUCUUUUUUCCCAUAAAUCACUUCUUUCCUUGUUAUGUUGGAAAGUGUACAAUAUUGCCUUAUUUUGCAACACCUGUUGUUUGAAACAUAUUGAAAUAUAACAGUAGCUUGUUGGUAAGGAAGACAGAUUGGUUGUUA